AUGGAUUCCAACUCCGGUCGUGUCUUCAACCUUCCACAGAAUAGCAUCCCCAUGGUCACUACUUUGUCUGUCCCCCGGAGUCAACAAAUUACCGCACGCCUUCACGAGCUUCGACUGAUGAUCGACAUCCACCAAGAUGACCAGCCGACACGGAAGAAAACCUACAAGAAGCAACUGGAGCGCUAUCGGGAAGUGCGGUUCGAGCUUUGCAGAGCGGCCAACACAUCUACCGAACACAGUAGCCUCACACCAUUCCAAUUAUCCUUAAAGGUUAAGGCCCUGGCGGAGAAGGAGUUGACCCUGAGGGAACUGGUCGUAAUGGUCUCCGAAAACUACCAAUGGAUGGCUGAAAAGAUUGGCGUUCUUAAGAAAGAAGAGCACAGGUUGACCAAAGAGUUGGAGGCGAUCAACAAAAAGAAGGAAGAGUUGAGAAAGCCAAACAUGGUGAUAAAGCUGAGAGCUGAGCUGUUAAAGAGAAGGUCGGAGGAACUUGUUCUGGCUGCCGGCGCUGCCGAGAUGGAGGGGAUCUUGUGA
This is a messenger RNA of Morchella importuna, 534 nucleotides long. RefSeq lists its product as uncharacterized. Lineage: Eukaryota; Fungi; Ascomycota; Pezizomycetes; Pezizales; Morchellaceae. The transcript has a single exon. The coding region runs from base 1 to 534 and encodes 177 amino acids. The record is from RefSeq and is a predicted model, not a curated record.